AUGGAGGCUCUUUCUGCGCUUACAAACGGCGCCAUCUCAGCUGAUGCAGGAGCCCCGUCGUCGACGGCUGUGUCUACAAAGGCAAUCGUCCUUGGCGUGUGCGCAAUGGACGUAAAAGCUCGCUCAAGAGCUAUGCAAGAGAUCUUGACCCGCUUCGUUGAGCGCGGCGGACCGCUCGUCGAGGUCAAGGUUUUUGGUGAUAAAGUCAUACUCGACGAAGACGUGCAAAAUUGGCCCAGAUGUGACGUGUUAAUCUCGUUCUUCAGCAAGGACAAACUCGUUGAAUUUCCUCUCCUCAAGGCUGUUUCCUACGCCAACCUUCGCAAGCCGUUCUGCAUCAAUGACCUUUCGAUGCAAUCUAUCCUCUGGGACCGUCGGAUCGUAGGCCGGAUGCUCGAUCAUCUCGGUGUCCCGACACCCCGGCGAGUUGAGGCGAGCCGCGAUGGUGGACCUAGGAUCCCGGACGGGUUUCGGGAACAGGUUGAAAAGAGAUUGGGGUUCGAGCUUCCACAGAACGUUCCACCGGCCAAGGUCCAGCUGCGAGAGGAUGGAAACGCCAUUAUCGUUGACGGUGUAGUCAUCGAGAAGCCUUUCGUUGAAAAGCCCGUGAGCGGAGAGGAUCAUGACGUCUAUGUCUACUUUAGAGACGGAAAGGGUGGCAGGAAGCUAUUCCGCAAGGUCGGGAACCAGUCCAGCGAGCUCGAUCCAGACUUGAUUGCGCCUCGGACGGACAAGUCGUAUAUCUAUGAAGAGUUUAUCGACGUGGACAAUGCCGAAGAUAUCAAGGUCUAUACAGUUGGCCCAAACUACACGCAUGCGGAAACUCGCAAAUCUCCUGUUGUAGAUGGCGUCGUCCGUCGCAACACGGAGGGGAAAGAGAUUCGUUUCAUCACUCGCCUAUCAGAUCAGGAGAAAGACUGGGCGGCUCGCAUCUGUCAAGGUUUUGGGCAAAGGGUUUGCGGCUUUGACCUCCUCCGCUGCGGCAAUGGUGCAAGAAGCCUGGUAAUCGAUGUAAACGGCUGGAGUUUUGUCAAAGGAAACGAUUCAUACUACGAUAAAGCCGCCGACAUUCUGCUGGAUAUCAGCAAACGCCUUAUGGCCUCCCCUCUGCGCGCACAGUCCAUCUCUGAACAGGCGAAAACACCAGAGGCGCCCUCAUGGAAGCUCAAGGCCAAUGUGACCGUCUUUCGUCACGCCGAUCGGACUCCCAAGCAGAAGCUAAAAUACAACUUUCCUAUCACCGAAGCAUGGGCUCAGCCAUUCGUUCGACUGCUGAAUGGUGAGAGAGAGGAGAUAAUCCUUCGAGAAAGAGAACAAUUGGAGACUAUUGCCACGGCUAUUGAGGAAGCGAGAGAGCUGGGUGCGAUUGGGGAGGACCUUGGAAAACUCUCCGCUCUCAACAAUGCGCUUUUCAAAAAGAUUGAUCUCCCGGGGACUAAAGCGCAACUAAAGCCGGGCUACCACAAGAAUAAGGGAGCCGGAACGCGGAAGCUGGACAAGCUCACCCUCGUCCUGAAAUGGGGAGGCGAGUUUACGCAUGCAGCGAGGUAUCAGUCGCGUGACUUAGGCGAGAACAUGCGGCGGGAUAUUUCAAUCAUGAACAAGGAAUGCUUGAACAAUGUUAAAAUAUACACGUCUUCCGAACGACGCGUUACGGCAUCGGCAGAAAUCUUUGCGGCGGCGCUUUUGACGCCUUCAGCAGCUCAGCAACAACGUGAGCAACAGCAUCAAAAUGGAACCACAUCGAGUUUGUAUCCUUCUGUUCAAUCGAAUCAACAGCAGGUCACGUCACCUAUUGCUAUCAGUCCGGCGGCGAGCUCCUCUCCGUCACAUCACAGGGAGCACAGCAUCAUUAGCUCGCUUUCCUCUUUCGCUAAUGCCGUUGUUCACAAUCUACCAGGAAAUCACAAAGACACGACGAUAUCACUGGACGGGCCCUCUGCUUCGCCGUCUGCUGCGACAUUCUCCACGUCGUUGUCCACUGCUGUCGACCCCCUGUCAAACUCACCGCGCAUCUCUGACCGUUCAUCAUGGUCGAAUGCCACGGCCGAUCGAAGCACCAAGGACGAGAAAACGGCCACGGCCCUACAACUCAUCAUUCGAAAGGACCUUUUGGACGAUUCUAAUGAAGCCAAAGAUCUGAUGGAUGAAGUGAAAAAGCGUCUUAAGAUUCUCCUUCGCCCAGGUGAGCCGGAUAGGCGACCACAGCUGACUUGGCCAAAGAACUUGAGAAAAGAGCCAGUGGAAGUCGUCGCGGAGGUGAUCGAGCUGUUAUCCGGCUUUCGAGAGACAAUGAGACACAACUUUGAAACGAUGGACACAGAUAAGAUUCAACAAAGAUGGUGCUGUGGUGAUGAGCCAUGGCUCUUCCGGGAAAGAUGGGAAAAGCUAUUUGAAGACUUUUGCGACGUCAAGCAGGAAAAGUUUGAUCCUUCGCGAGUAUCCGAACUCUACGAUACACUCAAAUAUUGCGCAUUGCAUCAUCGCACCUUUCUAUUUGCUAUCUUCGGCGAAAAGCCAGAGAGAAAGCCCGCCACCCAAAAGGAAACUACACGAGCUCUACUCGAGAGCAAAGGCUCUUUUGAUCUGGUGGCUCCACAGGAAUAUGGAAUAGAACCCUGGGAAAAGUACGCCGACGAGGAGAUUGGCGUUCUUACUUCGUUACCACUACUCAGGAAUAUUAUCAAGGACCUUGAGAAUGCUAGGAACAGUGGCGAGGGUUCCCUGAAUCUCUAUUUCACAAAGGAGUCACACAUACACACAUUGCUUAAUCUCGUGCUUACUUCGGGCCUCCCUAUUGCCAAUCCAAAGAUACCAGAAUUGGACUAUUGCUCUCACUUGACGUUUGAGCUGUACGAGCGAGGUGUUGGGUCGAGCAAGUCGGACAAGGAGUUUUCGAUCAAGCUCAGUCUUUCUGAGGGUGCCCACUCAUCGAACGUGCUUGACUCGGCAAUCGACGCACGGCAUGCACUCAACGUGCAAGGCAGAAAACGCUUGACAAGCCACCUAGCUUACAGCCUAGUGAUUGAGAAGCUUUCAAAGCACUUUUCGCGGGUGCCUGACGAAUACGAUACUGAACCACCAGAUACUCCCAUCUACCGUUCAGCACUCGGGUUCUUGACACCAGCAGAUGUGAGCAGUAGUGACGCGACGGAGCUAUAG
Serendipita indica DSM 11827 is the source of this 3162-nucleotide messenger RNA. NCBI's taxonomy places the organism in Eukaryota, Fungi, Basidiomycota, Agaricomycetes, Sebacinales, Serendipitaceae. The record is from the annotation of a GenBank genome assembly.